Neogale vison (American mink) is the source of this 1423-nucleotide messenger RNA. RefSeq names its product G protein regulated inducer of neurite outgrowth 2 (gene GPRIN2). The record is from RefSeq and is a predicted model, not a curated record. Gene Ontology annotation, cellular component: plasma membrane. Gene Ontology annotation, biological process: neuron projection development. The coding region runs from base 44 to 1423 and encodes 459 amino acids. Lineage: Eukaryota; Metazoa; Chordata; Mammalia; Carnivora; Mustelidae. The transcript has a single exon.
ACAAUUCAGCUCCAUUCCCUCCUUCUCUCUCCUGCAGGCCACCAUGAGCACCAGCCGCCCCGAGCCAGGUGCCCGGCCAUCCUGGAGCCCCCGCCCGCAGCCCCUGUCCCGGAGCUCGUCCAGCCUGCUGGGUGAAGGCCAGGGGCAGAGACCAGAGCUCCGCAAGAGUGCCAGCAGCACCGUAUGGCAGGCCCAGCCGGGCGAGGCCAGCAGCAGUCCGCAGAGUCCAGAGGAGGAGGAGCAGCACACUGAGAGCGAGGAGCAGGCACAGGCAUCCAGCCCCCAGCCCCGGCCCCGUGCUGUGGGCCACUGGCGGAGCAGCACUGUGGGCAAUGUGUCUACCGUGGGCGGUGGUGAUCUGUGUCGCCUGCGGGCCCCUGGCGCCACUGCCAUGCAGAGGAGCCACUCGGACCUGGUCCGUAGCACCCAGACCCGGGGUCGCGGUGCUACCCAGAAGGCCAGCCUCAGCUGCUCGGCCCUUGGCAGCUUGCCUGUCCACAGGGCUCGGCUGCAGCCCAGCCGUACUUCUGGCCAGGGAGGCCAGGCCCCUGCCGGCCUAGAAAGGGACCUGGCUCCAGAGGAAGGGUCUUCGAACUCAGCCUGGACACUGGGAGAGAGUCAGGUGAGGGUAACACCACCAGACCUGGGAGGGACAGCGCCCCCCAGCAGCAGCCCCCAGGUCGGACCCGAAGCCACUGGGCAGCCGGCAACCGCCUCCUGCCACGCCCUGUCUGCAGCAACUCUACUGUGCGGGAUGAGGGAGGUGGGGACCAGUGGCUGCUGCCACGCCCUGCCAGCCCCAGGGAUCCUGGCCUUCCCCAAGCUAGUGGCCUCUGUGAGUGAGUCUGGGCUACAGGCACAGCAUGGGGUGAACUUCCAGUGUAGGUUGCCUGGGGUGCUCCCUGGGCAUUCCCGCUGUUGUGCCCACCACCCUUGGGGUCCCACCGGGUCAGCCACCGAGCCUGGUGCCAGGACCAAGGAUGUGUGGACCAUGACCUCAGCCAGUGACUUGGCCCCUGUGUUGGCAUCCUCUCUGUCAGCCCAGGAUGCUGGUGUGCAGGCAGCGCCCAUGGCUGUCUGCAAGGCUGUGGCCACCAGUCCGCCCCUGGAAGGCCCUGCGGCCCUGCACACAUUCCCGGAGGUAACCGUGGGGGCCGACCUGGAGGAGGCACCCUCCCCCGUGCGGGAUGUGCGAUGGGAUGCUGAGGGCAUGACCUGGGAGGUGUACGGAGCUGCAGUGGACCCUGAGGUGCUGGGCGUGGCCAUCCAGAAGCAUCUGGAGAUGCAGUUUGAGCAGCUGCAGCGGGUGCCCACCAGCGAAGACAGCCUGUCAGCAGAGGGCCGGCGGGGGCCGCUGCGAGCCGUCAUGCAGUCCCUGCGGCGCCCCAGCUGCUGCGGCUGCUCUGGUGGAGCUCCCGAGUGA